GGAGCCUUCCGCUUCCCCCGCCCCACGACCCCCCCGUGCCGCUGCCCCCCCUCCGGUCCCUCCCUGUCCCUCCCGGUCUCCCCCGAACCACCCCCCCGGUCCCCAUGUCCCGUCCGGGCGCCCCGGGAGGCCCCGGCCCCGACUCCCGGUACCGCGGGGGCCUCCAGCACCCCGCCGGCUCCCGGCAGCCGCACCCCCUGUACCGGACCAGCAGCCAGGCCUACGGGAGCAGAGCCCCCACGGUGCACGAGGUGCCGACCACCUUGCACGUCACCUCACACACGUUUUCGAACGCUCUGGCGCAGUGCGGCAUGUACAGAAAUAACGGGCUCAACACCUACCUGGAGAAGAGCCACGUCACCGGCCCAGACAACUUCAUCACCCCCUAUGACACCCUCAACUUCCAUCCCAGCUACAACGCCAGCAGGCCGUCGCACUGUUAGAGCUGUGGCAGCAGCAGCUACAAUACCAAGCCACUUCAGUUUAGUGCUGGCUGCAUAGGUAAAAAAAUAAACAUCCCCUACAAAAAAUAAGCAGGCAAAGAACAGCACUGACCUUACACUAAAUCUGUUGUCACAGCAGAAACGUAGGCUGUGCGCAGGGAAUUAAGUGGGUAAGCAACCCGGUAUGACAACCACAGUGUUGAGAGAGUCCUAAACUUAAUCUGCUGUUUCGGAGCUGUUGUCUUAAUAAAGAAACACAUGCAGGAAAAUAAUGUUGUUCUGAACGCCCGUGAGUAUACAGGAAUGCUGUGGCUGCUACCUGGUGUCCCAGGCCAUGCUGUUCCGCCACGCAGCUAUUAUUCUUAGAUGGGCUUUGUUGCUCACCCAAUAUUGAUUCUCUGCUAAGAUAAGCAGGGAAGGGACAAUUACUUCUCUCUGAUCACUGGCUUCCAUGGCAUUAGCAUUGUGUCUGCUGCGAGGAAUAUACAGCACUUAAGCAAUGCUGAAAAUUGUAGUUGUUGUCCCCAAGGGCAGUAAAACACUAUAAACUGUCAAAAAAAAUCAUAUGGCACAAUAAGCAGCAACAGAUUAACACGCAUGUUCACACUAUUAAACACAUAAGUUAGAAUUUAAUGAGAUUUUUUUCUCCAGAACAUAGGAAUAAAAGCUUAGUAACAUAAGGCUUGCUAUUACAACAUGACAAAAUAGCUACAAAAUUAACAGGUUAAAGGUAGCAGUACAUUUCUAGAAGUGAUCCCCCCAACUCCAAACUCUUGUAUGUAUUUUUUUAAAUAGGACUCCUAACUAGUUAAGGCCACAAAUUUAGCUGUGGGCGAAAAGAAAGUUAAAUCCAUGUUACCAAAACUGAAUUCAGUAGUUGGGUCGGAAAAACACAUGCAGCAACUUUGGUGCGAGAUGAAAAUCACUAACUUAUGGAAUGAAUUUUACUAGAAAUAAUACCUUGGUUUAUAAAUAUUGAAUGUGAUUUAAUGACAUUUAAAUAGCUCAUGAAACAUUCUAUUUAAUUUAUAGGCAGCAUAUACUUAUAAAUAGUAGAAUGACAUACAUUACAAAAAAUACAUUCCCUUAACCUUUUCUCUCUAACUCUUUAAAUUAAUUCUUUAAUAAACUCUUUAAUCCUUUAAACUCUGGCUUCAUAUAUCAUUAAUAAAUAAGAUUUUUUAAAAAC
This is a messenger RNA of Cygnus atratus (black swan), 1632 nucleotides long. It is a transcript of the gene PIERCE1, whose product is annotated as piercer of microtubule wall 1. The coding region runs from base 105 to 443 and encodes 112 amino acids. The record is from RefSeq and is a predicted model, not a curated record. Lineage: Eukaryota; Metazoa; Chordata; Aves; Anseriformes; Anatidae. Gene Ontology annotation, biological process: axoneme assembly. Gene Ontology annotation, cellular component: axonemal microtubule. The transcript has 3 exons.